CUAAAGCUUCAGUGACAACCAUACUAAGCCCAGCGUAUGGACUGGCUCCCAAGCCCAAGCCCAAGUCAUUCACUUCCUCAUUCAUCUUGUGUCGCCUCCAAGUCUUUCACCUUAAAGUUCCGCGACAGACUGACAUCUCGUGAUCUGUCCUUAGCUGCUGCGGGGAUACCUAGGGAGAUCACCAACAGCGCCCAGGCCAAGAGCGUGGGGAGUGGGAACAACAAUAAAAACAGAAAAACACAAGCUACGCAGAAAAUCGCACGGCAUGGCUGCUAAUCGCGUUUAUCGGGUCUGCUGAUAUGGCGUGCAGGGUCCGAAGCUAUUAAGAGGAAGAAAAACACUCGGGCCGGCGGACGGGGAGAUGGCCUAUGCAGGGCUGAUGUCAGAAGUUGAAGUUGAAUCAUGUGAUGCGAGUUGAAAUUACCAGAUACGCUCAGCCGUCGGCACUUGGGAGGAACAGCGCGCUCGAUAGUCAUCAGGCAAGUUAUUUUUCACCUCAGCGAGCCCGUUUCGUACUAUCCGGUCCAAG
Messenger RNA from Mycena citricolor, 529 nucleotides. Lineage: Eukaryota; Fungi; Basidiomycota; Agaricomycetes; Agaricales; Mycenaceae. The record is from the annotation of a GenBank genome assembly.